This is a messenger RNA of Penicillium odoratum, 855 nucleotides long. RefSeq lists its product as uncharacterized. Gene Ontology annotation, molecular function: protein binding. The record is from RefSeq and is a predicted model, not a curated record. Bases 1 to 855 code for a protein of 284 amino acids. The transcript has 3 exons. NCBI's taxonomy places the organism in Eukaryota, Fungi, Ascomycota, Eurotiomycetes, Eurotiales, Aspergillaceae.
AUGACGAACGCCGGAAAUUCGUUUCCUGUCGAAAAGCGCGACAAGGACAUUGAUCCUGUACAGGAUGAUGGGGACAGUGAUGAUGAUGAGUUCCAUGAUGCAAGAUUCCCCGCGGAGGAAGAAGCGCAACUUCUGAGAGAAGCUCAUGAAAUCAAAACAGAAGCGAACCAACUAUUUGGUUCUGGCUGUUAUGACCAAGCCAUCUCCUGCUACGAUCGAGCUCUCGCCUCCUGCCCCAACUAUCUGGAUUACGAUGUCGCCGUGCUCCAUUGUAACAUCUCCGCAUGCUACCUGAAGAUGGAAGACUGGAAAUCCGCAGUUGACUCGGCCACAAUGUCCCUCGAUCGCCUCGAGAAGAUCAUCCCCUCCGAACCGUCAAUUCCCGACCAGAACGACUCCAAAGAUUCAAAACCCAAAACCCCACAGGAUUGCGACGCGGUGGUCGAGAUAUCCGGAGAUGAUGCUGAUGCAGAGGAAGAAGAAUUAAAACGUCUGAAAGAACUGGACGAGAUCCGCACCAAUGUCCUUCGAAUCCGGGCUAAGUCCCUGAUGCGGCGCGCCAAGGCAAAAUCACAAAUGGGCGGCUGGGCUAGCUUGCAAGGUGCUGCGGAAGACUACCAAGUCUUGAAUGGGAUGGAUAACCUCCCACCGGAGGACAGGCGUAUUGUGCAACGAGCUCUAAGGGAGCUUCCAGCCCGGAUUAACGAGGCCAAGGAAAAGGAGAUGGGUGAGAUGAUGUCGAAGAUGAAAGAGCUUGGAAACGGCUUUUUGAAACCAUUUGGUCUAUCUACGGAUAAUUUCAAAUUCGUGCAAGACCCAAAGACAGGUGGAUACUCUAUGAAUUUCGAGUCUUGA